This is a messenger RNA of Mizuhopecten yessoensis (Yesso scallop), 670 nucleotides long. RefSeq lists its product as uncharacterized. The coding region runs from base 27 to 416 and encodes 129 amino acids. The record is from RefSeq and is a predicted model, not a curated record. Lineage: Eukaryota; Metazoa; Mollusca; Bivalvia; Pectinida; Pectinidae. The transcript has 6 exons.
UUUUUCAUUUUGCAUUGACUGUGAGGAUGGAUUCUUCGGGUCGUCCUGUGAUAACUGCUCUGUCGGUUGUCCCAAUCGUGUUUGUGACAAAAUAUCCGGAAAUUGUAGUCCAUGCAAAUCUGGAUAUUAUGGUGAUAUCUGCAACACAAGCUGCCCGUCCAAUUGUAAAGAAGAUAAAUGUAAUCAGACAAGUGGGUUAUGUACAGCGUGUACUCCCGGGUAUUAUGGCAGCAAUUGCAAUCAGACCUGCCUGUUCAAAUGUAAAGACAACCGAUGUUUGCAAAGCAAUGGAGAGUGUGAAGACUGUGAGGAUGGAUUCUUCGGAUCGUCCUGUGAUGUCUGCUCUGUCGGUUGUACCAAUCAUGUCUGUGACAAAGUAUCCGGAAACUGUAGUCCAUGCAGACCUGGAUAUUUAGGUGAUAACUGCAACACAAGCUGCCCGUCCAAUUGCAAAAGGGAUAUAUGUAAUCAGACCAGCGGGUUAUGUACAGAAUGUGCACCCGGUUUUUAUGGCAUUGACUGUAAGCAGAUUUGUCCGGCAAACUGCCGAGACUCACUAUGUUCCAGAAGUAGCGGGGAUUGUUCAGGUAAAAUAAUGCUCGCAAACAGAGUCACUUUUUCUAUUUGCCGAUCAUUUCAUUUUUUUGAUAAUACAAAAAAGGGUACGUUA